AUGAAGAAAUCUACUUUUAAAAGUGCAAAUAUAAGGGUUCGUUACCCGAAUGUGUACGUCGCAAGACCAGAUAUCGAUAUACCAGAAGACUUAGAUGAUGCUAUGUACGAAGACUUGAUGCAAGAGAGACCAGAACUUAAGCCAUACAUAACAAGAAGGCUCCCAUACCUCAAAGCAGAUUAUGGUAGCCCCGAAGGUUUUGAUUCACAUUAUCUUAAUGAUCACACCGAUCUCCUCAAACCUCAUUCACUUAGACUACCAAAUGUUAAAUUAAAGGAUAACGAAAACAAAGGGUUUUUAGACGAGAUGCCGGAAUAUCGAAACCAAGAAAGUUUGUACCAUCAAUACGAAGAUUAUUUUGAAGAUGAAACCCAAAUGAAUAAACCGAACAACACUGAUUGGCAAACAAAUCAUAACCUCUCAGCAAUCGUGCACUUAAAUCAAAAUGUUUCAAGGAGGCUAUUUUGGUCAAUAUUCAUAAACCGCUAUUUCUCAGGCACGUUCAAAUCUAAAUGCUACUGGUGCGGAAUGAAUACCUCCGAUAUACCUAGAAGUCCUCUUUGCUACGAUGUUUUUGAAUCGGGUGAUGGACGAGCGAGGACAUUAAAGAGAUUCUUCCGUGCCUACUGUUACAGAAAUAGCGACGGACAUAGAGCCAUGAGGAAGAGGAAAUGGAGCAAAUACCCCUACGAGAUGGGUGCCAGUCUAAUAAGAGAGUACUAUGGCUGGUUCACCGGGGGUUGUUUCAAGCGUUUUCUGGACGUCGGCAAAGUGUAUACUCAGAGGGGGUGUCGAGCCCACUAUCCCAUGAGGUCUUGGCACACAUUCGGUGCCACUUCCUAUUCUAGCCGGAGGAGUUACGCCGCUCAUAGGUUCGCUAAACUGGAGUACCCCUUAAAGAACGUCAAGAAGGACAUGUGUAUAGUCAGCCCUCACGCUUCCCUGACCCCUUUCAGCCGCGGUAUAUCUCUAUAUGCUAGGUAUCACGUGUGCAUCUGCAGAAAAAACUAUUGUAACCGCGUGACGAGAGUAGGAUUAGGAAUUGUGUCAGACAUACCCUGGCUGUUGCCGCAGACAAGUCGUCAUGAAAGCAAUUUGGAGUUUGUGGACUGGUGA
Molecule: messenger RNA, 1116 nt
Organism: Chilo suppressalis (striped riceborer)
Lineage: Eukaryota; Metazoa; Arthropoda; Insecta; Lepidoptera; Crambidae
Source: the annotation of a GenBank genome assembly